Symbiodinium pilosum is the source of this 5892-nucleotide messenger RNA. NCBI's taxonomy places the organism in Eukaryota, Dinophyceae, Suessiales, Symbiodiniaceae. The record is from the annotation of a GenBank genome assembly.
AUGGAGCAGGCGGCCUACAGCUGGUUCAAUCGGCUUUGUGCCAUCCGUUAUAUGGAACUGGCUGAUUACUUGGGGCAUGGCCGGCGGGUGCUCAGCUAUCCAGAUCAGGAUAGUGGCUUUCAGAUCCUCGAAGAUUGCUUGGACAUUGAUCUGCCCGGGUUGGACCAGUCAAAGGUCCGUGCACUCAAACUGGAUGGCACCAAGGAUGAAGAGCUGUAUCGCGAGCUCUUGUUAGGCCAGUGCCACGCCUUACAUGAGGCAAUGCCUUUCCUCUUUGAGCCUGUUGAUGACGCCACCGAGCUGUUGCUACCCGAAAAUCUGACCAAAACCGACUCGCUGAUCAAAGAACUGGUCAGCGCCAUCCCAGAACAAGACUGGUCCAACAUCGAGAUCAUCGGCUGGCUCUACCAGUUUUACAUCUCGGAGAAGAAGGAUCAGGUCAUUGGCAAGGUGGUAAAAAGCGAAGACAUUCCGGCGGCGACCCAGCUGUUCACGCCCAACUGGAUCGUGAAGUACAUGGUCCAGAACUCGCUGGGGGCGCAGUGGUUGGCGACCUAUCCCCAGUCUCCGCUCAAAGGGCAGAUGGAGUACUACAUCGAGCCCGCCGAGCAGACCGACGAGGUCAACGCGCAGCUCGCGGCCAUCACGCCCAGCCAGCUCAACCCCGAGGAGCUGACCCUCAUCGAUCCGGCCUGUGGCUCCGGGCACAUCCUGGUGGAGGCGUAUGAGCUCAUCAAGGCCAUCUACCUGGAGCGCGGCUACCAGAAACACGACGUCCCGCAGCUGAUCCUCGAGAAGAACCUCUACGGCCUCGACAUCGACGAGCGCGCGGCGCAGCUGACGGGCUUUGCGCUGAUGAUGAAGGGGCGGGCGGACGACCGGCGGCUUUUCGAGCGGGGGGUGAAGCUCAACGUGAUGGCGCUGGUCGAUAGCGGCGACCUCGAUGUCGAACGGAUCAUCGAGGCGCUCCCGUCGAUCGGACGGGUGGAGUUGGCGCCGAGUGACGACCUCUUCCCCGAUACCAUCGCUCAGCAGAGCCUAUCCGCCCCUGCUCAGCCCGGAGAUGACGCAAUCGGCGAGGCGCUCAGGAGCCUGAUUGAGCUCUUUGAGCACGCGACGACGUUUGGGUCGUUGAUUCAGGUACCGGAGGGGUUGGCGGAGAAGCUGCCGGCGCUGAAGCAGCUGAGUGAGGCGACCAGCCAGGACCUCUUUGUGUCGGAGGCUCUCAAGCGCUUGGGGCCCCUGGUGCAGCAGGCCGAGCUGCUGGCGGCAAAGUACGAUGCGGUGGUGGCGAAUCCCCCGUACAUCGGGAGCAAAUUCCACGUCCCAUUUCUGAGGAAGUUCCUGCAAGACCACUACGCGGGUUAUGAGAAGGAUGUGUUCUCGGCGUUCAUCGAUCGCGACAUAGCGUUUACUAAACCGCAUGGCCGACUGGGUCUUAUGUCGCCGUUCGUUUGGAUGUUCAUUUCCAGCUUCGAACACCUGCGCGAGCGUCUUAUCACCCAUGAAACGAUCACGUCACUUGUCCAGCUUGAAUACUCUGGGUUCGAGGGCGCGACCGUUCCGAUCUGUACUUUCACUUUGCAGAAGGGACACAUGGAGGGGCAGAAAGGCUCAUUCAUUAGACUGUCCGACUUCCGUGGUCCAAGCAACCAAGGCCCUAAGACACGUGAGGCGAUUGAGAAUCGGGAUUGCGGAUGGUUCUUUGAAGCUACCCAGGACGAAUUCAAGAAGAUACCAGGAAGCCCGAUCGUCUAUUGGACAAGUCAGCGCACAGUGGAUCUCUUCGAUAAUUCGCCGUUGGGGGACCACUUCGAAAUAAGAGAGGGCCUGGGUACACGCGACGACGACAUUUUCCUUCGGCGCUUCUGGGAGGUCGACCUCUCGAAGAUUAGGCGAGAACGCGGAGAUGAGAAAUGGAUCAAGACCGAUAAGGCUGGGUCAUUCCGAAAGUGGUACGGGAACGCCGAGUUCGUGAUGAAUUGGGAGAACGAUGGCUAUGCGAUCAAGAACCAUCGGAAUCCGGACGGCAGCCUCAAGUCCCGCCCACAAAAUACUCAAUUCUUCUUUCGGGAAGCACUGUCGUGGAACAAGGUUGGUAGCGGAAUUACAUCCUUUAGAUGGCGAGACGAUACUUUCGGCUUCAACGACGCUGCGCCCUCAGUUUUCGGCCCUGAGCUUGAGACAGCUCACGCGAUGCUCUGUAGCAAGCUAUUCCAGCAUCUGUUGGGAUUGCAAGGAGGCACACUGAAUGUAACGACGGGGAUAAUCAAAUCGCUGCCAGCAUUGCUUAGAAGGUCGCAUGCGACAUUUGCCAGAGAAGCAGUCGACUUUGCCGUCCAGGACUGGGACGCCUACGAGCGCUCGUGGGACUUUCAAACCCUCCCCCUCCUGACGGCGUCCUCCGACCCCACCCCCACCCUCGAAUCCAGCUACACCGCCUGGAUCACGCAGAACCGCGACACCAUUGCCGAGAUGAAGCGCCUCGAAGAGGAGAACAACCGCCUCUUCAUCGACGCGUACGGCCUGCAGGACGAGCUCACUCCCGACGUCCCCAUCGAGCAAAUCACCCUCACGGUGAACCCCGCCUACCGCUACGGCGGCAAGCUCACCGAAGAGGAGCAGUGGACCCGCUUCCGUCAGGACACCAUGGAGGAGCUGGUCUCCUACGCCAUCGGCUGCAUGAUGGGCCGCUACAGCCUGGACGCGCCGGGCCUCAUCUACGCCCACAGCGGCAACGAGGGCUUCGACCCAAGCCGCUACCCCACCUUCCCGGCCGACGACGACGGCAUCGUCCCCCUUACGGAUACGGAUUGGUUUGAAGAUGAUGCGGCGCAUCGAGUGGAAGAGUUCAUAUCCGUAGCUUGGGAUGAGGUCCAUCUGGAGGAUAAUCUUCAGUUCCUGGCUGAUAACUUGUCCCCCAAAAGGGGUGAAAGCAGCCGCGAUACCAUCCGCCGUUACUUGUGUGACAAGUUCUACAAAGACCAUAUGCAAACCUACAAGAAGCGCCCCAUUUACUGGCUAUUCAGCAGUGGCAAGCAGAAAGCCUUCCAAUGCCUGGUGUACCUACACCGCUACAACGAAGGUACUUUGGCGCGCAUGCGCACCGAAUACGUUAUCCCACUGACAGCUAAACUUGCGAGCCAUGUAGAGAAGUUAGAAAAGGAUAAAGAUGCCAGCGGCACAACCGCUGAAAUCAAGCGCCUGGAAAAGCAAAUCGACAAACUACACAAGCAGCAAGCUGAACUGAGCGCCUUUGACGAAAAGCUUCGCCACUUUGCCGACCAGCGUAUCAGCCUGGAUCUCGACGAUGGGGUGAAGGUGAACUAUGGCAAGUUCGGUGAUCUCUUGAGCGAUGUGAAGGAAGAGGUUGCUACAUUGGCAUUGCCAGAUGUGCAGGUUCUUAACAUGCAGGAUGAAUCGGUAUUCGCCACCAAAAUGAAAUUAGAGUUGGAAGAUAGACAGGGCAAGUACCUACUGUACUUUCCUAGUGCAGAGCCAGAGGAUGCAAAGGACUGGCUCCUGGACAUGAAACUCUACUCGCAUUGCUUCUACGCAGAUCGCACUUCCAUCAUUUUUAAUGAACUCGGUUUGCAGCAACAGGCGGUUCGGGAGCAUUUGGCAAAGCGCGAGCGCUUCCUGGCCAGUAAAUCGCGCAUCACAGCACUCAAGAAGUGGUUGCAAGGCGAUGCCAGUGAAGACGAUAUCGAUCUGGCGAUGAUUACGGCUGUCGUCAAGGCGGACAGUUGCGAUGUGGCGCAUAUCUUGUUUUCGUUGGCGGAGCAGGUAGUAGCGCAAGACGCCGGACUGGAGACCAACCCUGAAUCCUUCGAUGAGCUUUUGAAGUACGGUUUGAUGCCGGCGUUGGUCGCUAGCUUGCAGCGGGAGAUAGGGUAUCCCGCAUCGUCAGAGGAACUCGAAGGUGAAGCACCGCUGAAUUUUGGUAACUUUUUGAUUCGUCUGCUCGCGACUGGGUUUUGUGAGAGCACCUCAAUUGUGCCGGAUUGGGCGGCAGGCCUGGUUAUUCCUUCGAAUAGCGGUCAAGCAACUGUGCGAGCGCUGCUGUCGCGCUGGCGGGAUAGCUCCCGUUACUACAAAGCCUUUGAUACGGUGUCUAGUUGGGUAUCUCAGGCACUGAAAAUAGAUGAGCGACUGUCUGACUUGGGUAUCGAUACGCUCUCACAGGUGGUCACGUUUGAGGGGGUUGAACGCAAAAUUAUCGCCGAUAUAGCCGGCGCUAUACCUCGGGCGGAUGCUAGAGACUUGACGAGUUUUGGGGCGGUGAUAGCAAGUCGCCUGGAUGGCUAUUGGGCAUCCAGGCACAAAGAGGACGAUACACGCCGCAAAUACCGAACCGUCUAUACCGCGUUCUCCGCGGCAAUCGAUUUAUAUCAACUUCGUUAUGCUCACGAGGCAGGGUUUCAUUAUACGAGUACCGAAGCGCUCUAUAAGGCCUACGAAACUGACCUCUACCAGUUUGAUACGGCCUAUCGGCACUAUUUUGAGGCCUCCUAUCGCGCUCAUGUGGAUGUGCUGAAGGCGCUCGAUGCGGAAGUUGAGCAGUGCUAUGCAAACUGGUACCUCGAUAACUUAGCCAAGAAUUGGAGCGACAGAAUAGAAAGUGAGAGCCGCUUGGCUGACUGGCAUAUACCAGAGGUUGCCAAUCAGCAGCACUUUUACCAACGCCAUGUAGCGCCGCUCAUGGGGCUCGCCACGCCAAAGCGGGUGGUGGUGAUUGUCAGCGAUGCGUUUCGCUAUGAGGCGGCGGUUGAGUUGGUUGGGCGGAUCAAUGAAAAGCGCUAUAGCGAAGCGCAUUUGAGUAGCCAGCUGGGUGUGGUGCCGAGUUAUACCACGCUAGGUAUGGCUUCUCUGCUGCCGCAUUCAAGCCUGGAGUAUCGGCAGAAUGUUAGUGAUGACGUCUUUGUAGAUGGCCAAUCCAGUAAGGGCACCGUUAACCGCAACAAGAUCCUCUCCGCCCACGGCGGCAUCGCCGUUACCGCGGAAGAGGUUAAAAACUGGUCUAGGGAGCACGGGCGCGAGGCACUGAAGGACCAAUAUUUGGUGUAUGUCUACCACAAUGUGGUGGAUGCUCGGGGCGACGUUGCCGCUACGGAGUCGGAAACUUUUUUGGCCGUGGAGCAUGCUAUAGAGGAGCUGACAGAGCUGACACGUAAGGUGAUGAUGCAUUUCAAUACCUCCACUGUGAUCGUCACGGCUGAUCAUGGCUUCAUGUUCCAGCAAAGUAAGCUGGGCCGCGCCGACAGGACCUCGCUCGCAGAGAAGCCGACAAAUGCGCUAAAGAACAAAAAACGUUAUGUGAUUGGCCACGAACUGGGAUCUCCAAACGAUGCCUGGACGGGGUCCACCAGUGCGACAGCCGGUACCAGCUCCGAUACCGAGUUUUGGAUUCCCAAAGGGGCUAAUCGCUUUCAUUUUGUUGGCGGUGCUCGUUUUGUGCACGGUGGCGUUAUGCCGCAGGAAAUUGUGGUGCCUGUUGUUACGGUGCGCCAGUUGCGCGGAGAGAAAGCGGAGAGCCGAACCAAGCAUAAGGUCGGUGUGAUAUCUCCCAAAUCUUCUCUGCGCAUGGUGAAUAACAUCCAGCGUUUUGAUUUGAUGCAGACUGACGCGGUAGGCGACCAAAUGCUGCCGGUUACCGUUUCCGUUGGACUCUACGACGCAGAGCAAUUGAUCUCUAGCGAGGAGACCCUCACUUUUGAGAGUUCUAGCGACAAUAUGACCGAGCGUGUAAAACAGGUGUCUUUGUCCUUGUCAGGCUCGAAAUUUGGGCGUAAUCAGGACUAUUUCCUGAUCAUAAAGGACAAAGACCUUAAUACUGAGAUGGAACGCUAUAAGGUCACUAUAGAUUUGGCGUUUACCGAUGACUUCUUGUAA